UUCAUAAUGGAGUUCUCUCUGAUUAAAUCGGUGGAAAUCCUCGAUUCAUCCAUCAGAGCGGUCGCUCCUUUGUGCAUCGUCUUUCUAAUGCAUGCUGGGAACCGACUCCACAUCUCUCUCCAUCCUGUCUCUGAUGAGAGCAGCUGAAUUAUUUAGCACCAUCAGACGGCGGAGAUCGGCUGCUGAGCCAGGAGCAGAUGGAGAGGAGGAAACGCCAGAGAGAGAAAGAGAAAGAGGGGAAUCGUGGAGGUGUCCGACGCCGCAGGCAGCCGUGAGUCAGCAGGGAGCGAAAAGAGCAGCAGGAGGGAGGAUCCAGAGAUCGCUUUAGGUGAUACGACCAGAGGAGUGUGUGUGUGUCGCAUCGGUUGAACGCAAGGAGGUCACGGAGAUGAGAGGAGAUUAGCGCGUUGGACUAAAAGCAGAGCUUCCUUUGAAUAGCACAAGACCAGGAGGAGAGGAGCGGCUCCAGCAUGGGGGAGAGCUACAUGUACCAGCGACUCCCCUACGCCCGAGCGGAGGGGGAGGGCGAGGACGAGGAGGAGAGGGGCAGCAGAAUCGGGGGACAAAUGAUGCAGAGUGAAGAGGGCACAGAGUGGCUGCUGGAGCUGCUGACUGACGUGCAGCUGCAGCAGUACUUCCUGCGGAUCCGGGAUGAACUCAACGUCACGCGACUUUCCCACUUUGACUACGUCAAGAAUGAAGAUCUGGAGAAGAUCGGCAUGGGGCGGCCCGGUCAGAGGCGGCUUUGGGAGGCGGUGAAGAGAAGAAGAGCCCUUUAUAAACGCAAGUCCUGGAUGAGCAAGGUAUUUCCAGUGAAGCGGUCAGACACCGACCCCCAGCAGGGUGCAUCGUCGGUCCCACCUGCAGCCAGCAGCGAGCCUGGAGACUCGCUCACCUGCCUCAUCAAAGAGUCAGAGAUGCAACUGUUUGAGCGACUCGGAGACGGCACAUUUGGAGUCGUACGGCGAGGAGAGUGGACCGCACCAAACGGCAGAGUGCUGUCCGUGGCAGUGAAGUGUCUGAAGGCCGGCGUGCUGGACUCAGACGGUUUGGAUGACUUCAUCAGAGAGGUGAACGCCAUGCACUCUCUGAGCCACCCGAACCUCAUCAGCCUCUAUGGAGUCGUCCUGACGCAGCCCAUGAAGAUGGUGACUGAGUUGGCGCCUCUGGGAUCCCUGCUGGAUCGUCUCAGAAAGCGUCAGGGCCACAUCCUCAUCUCGAUUCUGUGUAACUACGCCGUACAGGUGGCGAGUGGAAUGGCUUACCUGGAGCAGAGGCGAUUCCUCCACAGAGACCUGGCCGCCCGCAACGUCCUGCUGUCCACCAACGAAACGGUGAAGAUUGGAGACUUUGGCCUGAUGAGAGCGCUGCCUACUCACACCGAUCAAUACAUCAUGGAGGAAGGCCACAAAAUCCCUUUUCCUUGGUGUGCUCCAGAGUCUCUGAAGUCUCGCACUUUCUCUCACGCUUCUGAUACCUGGAUGUUUGGAGUCACCCUGUGGGAGAUGUUCAGCCACGGACAGGAGCCGUGGCUCGGGCUCAAUGGGAGCCAGAUCCUCCACAAGGUUGAUGUUGAGGCUGAGAGGCUGUGUAAACCUGACGACUGUCCUCAAGACAUCUACAACGUCAUGCUGCAGUGCUGGAGCCCCAAACCUGACGACCGGCCCACCUUCAUCGCUCUCAGAGACUUUCUGCUCGAGAUGUUGCCGACAGACAUGAAGGCCCUGCAGGACUUCGAGGAAGAAGAGAAACUCCAAAUUCAAAUGAACGACGUCAUUACGAUCAUUGAGGGAAGGGCGGAGCAUUACUGGUGGCGCGGGCAGAACCGACGGACGCUGCGUGUCGGUCAGUUUCCUCGGCACGUUGUGACCUCCGUGGCCGGCUUGUCCGCCCAGGACAUCAGCCGGCCGCUGAAACACUCCUUCAUCCACACUGGACACGGCGACACAGACCCUCACAGGAGCUGGGGACACGCAGACCGCAUUGACAGUUUGUAUUUGGGGAACCCGAUGGACCCGCCAGAUAUCUUGGGAUUUGAUUCUGGAUCUGCAAGACCAACCAAACUGCCCAACCGUGCAAAGAAGAAGCCUCCUCCUCGUCCACCAAAGCCAGCUGUUCUGCUCAAAAAGCCGCUGUACGACUCCGUGAUGGACGACUACGAUGACGAGGACGACUUCAGCACAUCAUCUGGGCUGAAGAAGCUGGGCGCGUCUCUCGGUCUGAAGCUGCGGCCGUGGGAGGGCAGCGGCGUGCGAUCGGCCAAAAGCGAGGUGUCGCUCAUCGACUUCACAGACGACAGCUUCAGCUCGACCACGCCCUCGCCGCUCACAGAGACGCACCAACCGGAUGAAGACACUCUGAAGGACACGCCGUCCAUCCUGGACUGGCCUCUGCCCCAGCCAGCCUACGACGAGGUCACUGCAGACUUUGACGACCAAUCAGAGGAUCAGGAGGUGCGCUCCAUCAACAAGGGCCCGCCUGAAGAAACCCUGGGCCCCCCUCUGUCCAGCAUGGCGGGAAGGAGCGAGUCGCAGUCUGCCGACCUCUUCCAGGAGCUGCAGAGAGAGGUGAUGGUCAAGCUCCAGGUUCCCAUGGCAACCGGUCGUUCCCUCCCGUCCUCCCCCACCCCGAUGCCUCUGGCUCCGUUUGGCGCCCACAGACAGAUCUACCUUCCUCCGCCCUCCCCCUCCUCCUCUUCCACCUCCAUCACUUCCUGCUUCGAGGACCGGCCUGUGCUGCCCCCCCGCAGCCCCGUGCCCCCCUUACGCCCCUCCAAGCAGAGCUACGCCACCCGCGGCGCCCAGCAGGGGGCGCGCUCCAGCUCCAUCUCCCUGGGAGACGAGGACAACGCUCCGCCUCAGAUCCCACCCAGAGACCACGCUUUCUCCCAGCCGGGCUCCCGCUCCUCCUCCCCGCUCCCGCUGGCGCCGGCUCUGUCCUCCACGCUCGUGGUGCUGCCACCGCCGCCGCUCUUGGUGUCCCCGCGGCGGGCGGCGGGGCUCCUCGGCCCCCUGCUGUCCUCCAGCUCCUCCUCUGUCUCCAGGCCGGCGACCUCGUCUUACUCCUCCACCGCGCUGCUGGAGCCGCUCGCCUUCAGAGAGGGGCGGGGCCUGUCCGCCAUGAUGGACAGCCCUCAGAGCUCCGCCCCCAACCCGCUGCCGGAGAGACCAGCCUUUCUGGAGCGAUACGGCGCAGCCAACAUGGCGGCAGUCAAACCCAUGAUGCAGCAGCAGCAGCAGCAAACGGGCGGAGCGAAACCAAACUCCUCCUACAACAACAACAACGGCGGGACCGCAGCUCCCAGCAUGCAACAGGAGCAGAGCAUCACACAGGUCCAAGGAGCCGUUCAUGGCGUCACGACGGAGGAAUGUAAAGCUGCUCUGCAGAGCCACAACUGGAGCGUUCCUCAGGCUGUUAAUUUCUUAAAGGUGGAGCAGCUGUUUCGUUUGGGUUUGAGGUCGAGAGCCGAGUGUGAGGAGCUGCUGCAGCGCCACCGGUGGGACCUGGAGCAGGCCAGCACCGUCAUGCUGGAUGCAUACGGACCGCAUUGCAACAGGAAGUUGACCUGAGGGCCAAUCAGACGCUGACGGCUCCUGACCCGGUGACACCGAGGCGCCCGGACGACUCGCCGCUCCAGAAGAUCACGGCCUUUAGACGUUCCCACAUUUUAUCACGUUACAACCACAGAGUCCAUCCAGGUGGACUGCUGGCUAACUUCUGAAGGCUAAUGGUUUCACUGGAUCUUAUUGAUUAGGUGUACAGCACCAGCAGAAAGUAUUCACACCCCUUUGUAAGGCUGCAUUUUGGGGGGUUUUUUCUACCAUUUGCUAUAUAUAGUAAUAUUUUGUUCAUUUUUUCAGCUGGAAACGAAUAGGAACAGGUUUAAUCACAGAAGCCUCUUCUUGUUGUUCAAUGUUUUGCCUUUAGUCUCAGGUGCAGAACUGUCCUCUGUCUCUUUACUUAAAGUUGUACUUUGACACAAUCCAGGAUACGUUAUUUAGAGAAGUCCUAAAUCCAGUUCAGUCUGCAGAUGGACUCCAAUCAAGUGGCAGAAACAUCUGAAGGAGGAUCAGUGGAAAUCAGAUUCACUACAGUUCAGUGUCACAGCAACCAGUUUGGAUGCUUUAGUCGCUAUUAUGUUUAAAUUGCUGAUUGGACAAAGUAACAGGAUGGCGAUAAUAUUGGUAAAACCUGAAAUUAUGACGAUCAUUUUUAACAAAUCCUUAUUCUCUGCGCUCUCUUGGACACUGCGUCAGGAAACAAUAUGUGAACUCAUGAUGUAGUAUAUUUACCCAGAAAAUAUCACAUUUUAAGCAAAUCCUUUACAGCAAUGGUGAUAUUUUUGUAACUAAAAUGUGUUUCUUUUGCACAAAUGUAACAAUGUCUUUACUUUGUCAUAAAAGCUGCAGUACGUAAAUUUAAUAAAAUAUGUCUUUUACAUAUUUGUUAAAACUGUCAACAUAACAACCUGUCAGAGCCGGGAGGAGGGAUUUACUGCUGUCAAUCAACUACUAAAUGUGCUAAUGGCAAAGAAACAACUUACAGUUACAGAAAAACUGUUUACCUGCUAUCAGUGGCUAUGCUAACUAGCCUGAGUGUGAUUGGCAGCAGUAAGACCUGCCUCCUUUCUCUGAUUGGUUGUUUCUAGUUAGCACUGCCUUUCUAAGGAGAAGGCAGAGUAGUUCAAUUUUUCAUAAAUUAUUUGUCAUGCCAAACUAUCACAGCACACUGACAGUUUUAACAUAUAUAUAAAGUAUUUUUUUAAUAAUAGUAACAUAUUACAGCUUUAAUGGCUUUUUAUAAUAGAUCUGCAACUAAAACAGCAGAAAAUACAAAGGGGUGUGAAUACUUUCCACCUUUAAACAAGGUAAUAAGUGAGAAGCUCUGUCCAGACUUGAAGGCUGAUGCUCACCGAUGCUUUGCAAUGCACUGUAAGGCUCUACAUGCAGGCUCAUUCUCAGCUGACCGAGCAGCUUGCUGGGUGCUAGAUUUAGUUUGCAGAGUUUGUCGGUGGCUGCAGCAGAAUGCCUCCUCCUCCUUAGUGAUGCCAUGUAAAUCCUGAGGCAAUGUAUUUAUGCUUAGAUGUACAGAUAAUGUUGUAAAUAACCUGGUAUCAUGUGAGCUGCUGGUCAGGCUGAUGUAACUUAUGGUAUUCUACAUUCAGCGUUUGUUUCCUGUGGAGGUUCUGUUUAACUUUUAUUCUCUAUGUCAGAUUUUUUUACGGGACUGCUUUUGUGCUCUGAUGACACAUAACAGCCACCUAUUGAUUAGUGGCUCUUAAAGAAGGUCCUCGUUAGGCACAUUAGUGGGAGAAAGGUGACUGAUUGUUACCAUCUUGUUUUGCUUUUCUUCUUCUCAGGCAGAUGCAUACAGGGUAUUACUUAUUGUUAUGAAGCUACUGUAAUGAAGACAUAAGCUGAAGAGCUUUCUAUGUAAUUAAUACAUAGUUCCCGUGUGAUUUUGUAACAGCCAUUUUGGCAGGCAGUUGCUACGGAGUUGCCAUGACAACAACAAACAAACCACAAGUUUAAAACUAGCUCUGGUUUUGUUCCUGUCUAACUUAUAAACAACGUAAGUACAUUACAUCUUACAGUACAUCACCUUACAUCACCUCUGUGUGAUUCUAAUAUAAAUAUCAGAUAUUUACUGUAUGUAGUUCGUACUGCCGAACUAGUAAAAUUAGCUUAGCUAAUGUAGCUUUUACCUGCUAGCUAAGACGGACAUGUAGACUGCGUGUUUGUUACUUUAUGUACUUACUCUGCCGGUCACUAGAACCUUGUUAUUCACCUGAAGAGUUCGUACAUCCUUUACAAAUCCGGUCAAACACUGAUUGUAUGCGUCCAUGGACAAAAUCCUCCAUUUUCUAUGCACUCUUCACGUUCACAAAGUAGCAAGUCGUAAUAUGAGAUCUGCUUGUCCACAUCCUCGAGCUUAUUUUCCUUCUCCGUUUUAUACGCGUCGAUCCCGACAGCUGCGAUUUGUUUAUAUUUAUUUCACGUUGGUUAAGAGUGUCCACAUAUUUUAUUUUUGUUGAUCUCGACACCAUUGAUCAUUUACGCAUUGCGCAUGCGCCUGCCUUCUAAUACAUGGGAGCUAUGUAUUAAACUGCUGCUGCCGAUGUCUGUGUGUGAGCAGAGGUGGAUAUUUAAUGUAAAGCUAAAAGGAGCUGUAUAGCAAAUCAUAUCAAUGCCAAACAGUUUGUUGCAGAAACACUGGAUCUUAUGAAACCUUAUUUAAUUUGUUUUAUAUUAACGUCUCAGAAGCAGCUUCGGAGAAAGAUCUUGUGCUAAAUGAUUUGUAAAAGGCAGAUUGAAAGAAUUGGAAGUGGCAAAUGAAAACAAAGCUUGUAAUCUUUGUUUUCUUUUU
Poecilia latipinna (sailfin molly) is the source of this 6366-nucleotide messenger RNA. RefSeq names its product activated CDC42 kinase 1-like. The record is from RefSeq and is a predicted model, not a curated record. Bases 471 to 3569 code for a protein of 1032 amino acids. The transcript is spliced from 20 exons. Lineage: Eukaryota; Metazoa; Chordata; Actinopteri; Cyprinodontiformes; Poeciliidae. Gene Ontology annotation, molecular function: protein serine/threonine/tyrosine kinase activity; protein tyrosine kinase activity; protein binding. Gene Ontology annotation, biological process: signal transduction; protein phosphorylation.